Harmonia axyridis is the source of this 2430-nucleotide messenger RNA. Its product is annotated as protein prune homolog 2. Gene Ontology annotation, cellular component: cytoplasm. The transcript has 7 exons. NCBI's taxonomy places the organism in Eukaryota, Metazoa, Arthropoda, Insecta, Coleoptera, Coccinellidae. The record is from RefSeq and is a predicted model, not a curated record. The coding region runs from base 108 to 1319 and encodes 403 amino acids.
GAAAUCUUCUAUCUCUGUGUAAAACAUAGAUUUCUGAUUUGAACAGAUUUGAAGUUGACGUAUGAAAAAUGUUUUUCGGAAUUUGAUUUUAUUUUCAACUUACUUUAAUGAACAUUGAAUAUCAACAUAAUAGUAUGAGGAAAUCAAAAAUGGAAAAUGAUAAGCAAGCAACAAACUCGCAUCCCUUAAUGUAUUCCUCAGUAUCACCUGAUUACCCUGAUCUGAUUCCUGAAAAACCAAAACGAGGGAUACCAAAUAUAGACCAAAAUAAUUCUUUUGAUCCCCCUGCUCAUAGUACAGGUUUGGAGGAUAGUGCAGAAUCUCAGAUGUCCCAAACAGAUAUAGCAUAUUUAGGAUAUAACGAAGAAUUACCUGAUUUUCCUGAUAGUCCAUCAGCUCUGAAGAAAUCAAUGAAGUUUGAAUUACCUGUGGAAGUAUCCUAUAAUGAUUUAAGCGAUAAUGAAAAUGAAAAAUCUGUUUAUGAAGCACAUUUAAGUGAAAAUUUUCAAAAUGUUAGCUUGACAAUGAAUGAAAAAGAAGGAAAUUUAAAUUUUCUCUGCCGAAACAAAAAAAGUAAUAAAUUGAGAAGAAUAAAAGUGGUACCAACUAAAACAAGCGAUGAAAGUGAGGUGUCAUCAAUUGAUAGUAAUACUGAUAGUUUGAAGUCUGAGGAUGUAUUCAAUGGAGAUCUGAGUAAUAUGGUGGAUCUAGAGACUGAAGAUGACUACCAACUAACUGAACCUAUAGAACCUCUAAGUGCAGCAGAUGAAAGAAGACAUGCUAGAUAUUGGCAAAGGAUGGUAUUACCUGAUGGAGAACAGAGAACAAUUGAUAUGAGGGUUAUUGAGCCAUACAAAUGUGUUCUUUCACAUGGAGGUUACCUGAGGGCAGGGGGUCACACUGCUAUUGUUAUUUUUUCUGCUUGCCAUUUACCUAGCGAUUCAAGAAUCGAUUAUGAAUAUGUCAUGGAUAAUCUAUUUCUAUAUGUUUUAUGGACCCUUGAAAGGCUAGUAACUGAUGAUUAUGUCUUGGUAUAUUUGCAUGGGGGUGCAACAAAAGUGCCUGCCUUCCGAUGGAUUAAAAGAUGUUACCAAAUGGUAGGGAGAAAGUUGAAAAAAAACCUCAUUCAUUUGUAUUUGGUACAUCCUACUUUAUGGAUAAAAACCAUGUUAUUCAUGGCUAAACCUUUCAUAAGCUCUAAAUUUUAUCGCAAGAUAACAUAUUCUAACAGUCUAAGGGAACUGAUGGUUAGAGUACCCCUUGAAGCAGCUGCUAUUCCAGACAAAGUUAAGAUGCAUGAUGCUCUUCGUACCAAAUAAUCGAGAAUAUCUGAAUAUAUCCUAACAAGAAAUUGCAAGAGCUUUAAUAUCAAAACAAGGCUGUAGAAAUUAAUAUCUAUGUGAUUGCUCUCUUUGUUAUGUGAGUGUUCAUUUUGAAUUGAUUUAUUUUAUCUAGUUGUUAAUUUUAUAGUCUAUCUAUUUUUUAUUUAUCUUCAAUUUUCCAGAAUUACUUACAUAACCAAAUUUGUGUUUGUUUUAUAUGAAAAAUAGCAAUUUUUCUUUCAUAGAAUGUUGGAGAGUCAUUCAUCUUCUAUUUUGAAAAGUAAUUUCAUAUUUCGACUUUCAUCAUUUUAAAAGAUGAUAAUAAAAAAUUUCUUUUCAAUUGAAUCUCUUAAUGUCAAUUUUGACUAUAAUAUAUAGGUAACAAUUUUAGUUUUUCAUAUUCAAGCAAGAUUCUUUGAUGGAGUUUUUUCUUUAAAAACAACAGAUACAUUAUGAAGCAUUUAGUUUCAGUUUUUAAAACCAAUUUACUUGCAUUUAAAAAAAUAGAAAUUUUAUUUACAUUAUUCUUUUGACUAUUCAUGUUUAAUUUUCAUUCAAUUUUAGCAAUUUGAAAUUAUCUUCACUUGUCAAUUUCAUUAAAAAUUUUAGUAGUUUGGAAUUAAAAUAAAUUUUAUUGAGAGCAAUUGAAUUUUGAAAAUUUUCUUCUUGGAUUGAGAAUAGUCGAUUAGAAUAAAAUUGAUUUAGUUUGCAUUAUUAUCCUCAAAAACCUAUGGAAUUAGUCAGACCAAUGUUACUUAAUAUAAAAUUUUCUUAUUAUGUUGAGUUUAAGAAAGAAUUUAUGUAUUUAUUUUUUUUUUAUUUUUCUUCAUUCUUCUUUCCAAUAUACAUCGAAAUUGUAUGAGGUAUAAUAAUGGCAUACACAAUAUUCUGUUUUUAUUUUUGAUAUGUGCUGUGAUGUAGUAUUAUUUUUUUUCACUGAAUGUUAUUGAAUGUAUUAGUAAUUUAUUCAUCAUAUAAGUUUAACAUUACAAUCAUGGAAAGUAGCAAUAAGCAAUGCAAAGCUUAUUCAAACAAGGAAACAAAUAAUAUUGUAAUAUGAAUAAGACCAAUAGGAAUGUACAAAAAUAAAGAUCAUUAUUAUUGGUAA